GUAAACGGUAAACGUAAAAGUAACACUAAAAUAACAAUAAAGGGUAGCUGAUUUUUCUCGUAUGAUGAGUAUGGAACUCAACUUUUGCGAGGCGGCGUUUGCACAAUCAGGGUCCCCAGUGAAACCCUAUUUGUCCCGUAUUAUCUUCACAGCUGCGCUUUUUACCCUUCCUUGCCCCUGACUGCAUUGAACACUAGAUAGAAGAACAAAAAAUCAUGUGCCAGGCCCAGGUCGUCUAGCUCUAUUGCUACUCGUGGCGUAUUUUUCUCCAUCCUCAUCAACAAACCCCCAGAGUCAGACGCAGAGCAAGCGCCAGAACGAAGAAGAGGAAUACUUUCACUCCGUCAAGGCCAAAGCUAAACGUGAAAGGCCUGUAGACAGUGUGGCUUUUUGACAAAAGACGGAAACCGUCUCGACGAGUUCGCGAUGCUGUACAAGAGCACACGUGGCGGCGAGCAGGAUGUGUCUUUUCUGCAAGCGGUACUGCGGGGUCUCUCCGCCGAUGGUGGCCUCUUCGUGCCACAGAUGAAUCUUCCCGCAACUAUCGACAAAGAUUUCGUUUUGGAAAAGUGGGGCCAUCUUUCCUAUGCGCAACUAGCAUUCAAGGUAGCUGGUCCUCCUUAAAUGUUCUUUUUACACACUUCCAGAUCAACAUUUUUUUGUCUAUUGCAUACCUGAAAUGCGUGUCAUUUUAUCAAAGAGAAGCAGGAGGUCGAGGUGUUGACAGUCUGUGAUAGUGCCAUUGACCACUACAAGUAGUUGAAUAUGCCUGUUCAAUUUUUCUAGACGACGUUCACGACGGUUUACAAAAUUCAAUUUAAAAUUGGCAAAUUUGCAGGUCCUCCGGCUCUUCAUCGGCGAGGACGAGUUCGAUGAUGCUACGCUAAAGGAUUUGUGCGAUCGCAGCUAUGGUGGCGUGCGGUGGCGCAGUGGCAGCGAAAUUGUUCAGCGUGAGGCCUUGGAUCACAUCACACUGUUAGAGCUGUUUCAUGGCCCGACUUUCGCUUUCAAGGAUUGUGCUCUGCAAUUUCUUGGCAAUUUGUUCGAGGUUGCGCUCGCGAAGCGAACACACGCGGCCGGUGCAAAGAAAGCGGCAAAAAGUGCCGUCAUCCUAGGUGCUACAAGUGGUGAUACUGGAAGCGCGGCGUUGGCAGGCGUCUCAGGAAAGCAAGGCGUAAGUGGGGUAGUGCUGUAUCCGCAGAAUAGAGUCUCGUACAUCCAAGAGCUGCAGAUGCUGAGCUUCAACACCAUCCAAACGGGGGCGACCGACGACGGUAAAAACGCGGGCGCACCGCCGGUAGCACAAAAUGUGGUUCACGCUUGCAGUGUGCAGGACGCUACUUUCGACGACUGUCAGGCUAUCGUCAAGGCCAUCUUUCAACAGAAAGACUUUGUGGAGCAGAAUAACGUGCUGGCCGUCAAUUCUAUCAACAUCGCUCGCGUACUCUGCCAAAUGGUUUACUACCUGUACUGCUACUUUCGGCACAACGAGAAGAUACUCGAGCAGCGCCGAAAUCUCGGCGCGAACCUGGUAUUAAUUUACGUUUGGGUCUCAAAAUUCAGUAUCAGUUUUGAUUGAAAUGCGUGGUCCCGUGAUCAUGUCAAGACAGUUUGCACGACGACAGCACAAAGAGAAUUAAAUCGUUGCUUCGCGUUGUCCUCAACAAUGAGGACUGCUGCUCGCCUUCUUGUUUAUCUUUUAUACGUAUUUAUCUUUUUGACUUUGGGAAAAACCUACUACACUAAAUUCGACGCACAAUGUAUAAAAAAUAAUUAGGCCCGCACAAAUUUACGGUUGCCAAAGAUGCGGUUUUCAGUACCUACUGGCAACUUUGGGGACAUUCUGGCGGGGUACUACUGCCAGAAGUUUUUUCGUCUGGACGACAUCUUCGAACUUGUUAUUGCGAGCAACGAGAACGACAUCCUGACGCGAUUUUUCGAGACUGGCGCCUACACCCCCGCGAAGAGCGUGAAGGCGACACUGUCACCCUCGAUGGACAUCCAGGUGUCCUCAAAUUUCGAGCGUUUCCUUCUUGACGUGGCUGGAGGUGACUGCGCGAAGGUCGCGGCGUGGUUCGCGGAUCUGAAAAACAAAAAAAGCUUCGAGGUAGUUGUACAACUCAGAGGAGCAGCUACGCAUUGUGUUGAUGUUGUGUGAUUACAUACAAAGCUAUCAUCAAUUUUUGUUUCUUCAUCAAAGAAUCGAUCGUUGACGAGACAGGUCAAGUUGCAUGAUUGAUAUUUUUACAUGUUCAGGUACAGGUUGAAGUUCGUGGUCGUGGUCGAUCACGCACGAGUCAUAAACAUAAUUUUUCUCAAAUUGCUUUCAUGCUCCUGUUUCUUCAGGUUUCUCCGGUCGAGCUUCAGCAGGCACGCAAGUACUUUACCGCGUGGUGUGUGGACGAAACGGAAACGCUAGAGACCAUAGCUGACGUACAUGCGGAUUUUGGCUAUUUGCUCUGUCCACACACCGCGGUCGGAUACAAAGCAAUGCUCAAGGACCUCCAGCACCGGGGGGGCGACAUCCAGCCGGUGGUGCUUGCCACUGCGCACUACGGAAAAUUUGUUGGCACGAUGAGCCCGAAGAUUGUGGCAGGCAGUGACAAAAUCACCGAGCCGGAGAAAUUGAAGGCAGCGCUGAAAACCCAGAUGCCACGCGAACUCGCGGAACUCGAAACGAGGGACAAGGCACUGCUGCAGAAGACCAUCCCUUUGCGCAAGGAUACAAACCUCGUGCAGCAGUACGUAACAGAUGUGGUGAAUAGAGGAAUACUGAUGAACGCUCCGCUUGCAACACGAGCAGGAGCGGAGGACAAAUUCAGUAUGGAUUCCACGUACAACGACCCCACCAAAACGCUACUUGGCAAACUGAAUGCCAUCGCGACUGCCGUGUGCGGGCCCGUUUGCUGCAAGUGACACGGUGUCGUGCCAGAUGAAAUUAUGCGGAGGCUCAAGUUGAGUUUGAAAACAAAACGAGACACGGUAGACACGCUCUGACUGUUGUCCGUGAGAAGCGAAUUCGCCCGCUAGGAUCCCGUCUCGGCGGACUGAGAAAAAAAAAUGGCAUAUCGUUGUGAAGCUUGUUUUACGAAAAUGUUUCUUGACAUCGAUCCGCGCAGAACAAAAGCAACGCAGCUCCUCCUACAAGUAACUUUGGCUCGGCACUGUGUGCGAGGAAAAUACAAACAGAAGAGCUACAUCAU
This is a messenger RNA of Amoebophrya sp. A120, 3203 nucleotides long. Lineage: Eukaryota; Dinophyceae; Syndiniales; Amoebophryaceae. The record is from the annotation of a GenBank genome assembly.